CGCACAGGGUGUGAGAACAAGCCUUGGGAAGUAAGUCUUCCUUCCAAUAAAUAUUUAAACUAAGAACUACCCUUUCAUGGUUUCUUCUUUAGUCCUUUCUAUGUUAUUCUCUAUGAUUUGGAGGAAGCGGAGAUGGACACCGGCAUAGAGCUUUUCAGUGAGCACGGUCCGAACAGUCGCCAUAGAUUUUACAGCAAAUUGAGAAAGUCUUACGGAACGUGGUGCCAGAGGAAAGGCGUUGCUGUUGAGACGACGUGGGGGUUGUCGCUUGUUGGAAAAGCAAGGUCAAGAGCCCUUGCUUCUAAAUUGCUUCGAAAAACAAUUUCUGUAUGGUGGCUAAGGCCUGCCAGCAGGAUUUGGGACAUGGGUUCCACCCGAACUUGUCGUCAUGGAGAUGGAGCGGCUUUAAAGUGGCCGAGUCAGAUUAUUCAAGACACUAACAAUCAAAAGACUGAAAAAAGAGAUGCUAAAAACCUUAGUUACUUGAAAUAAGACAGACAUGUACAUUAAAACAACCCGUAGGACACCCAGCACCGAGGUGGGCCGGCUGAGAUUACGCCCAGCUCCUUCUCGCGUCCAUUUAUACACAAAAGGAAACCCGGCUCUCCUCGCCGGAAGGAGAACCUCUGCCCUCUGGAGCAUUACACAUUCCUCCGCGCCGGAAGAGUUCGUCUUGCUUCCUCGCCGCCUGCUUCCCCCACCCUUACCUCUCCUGGAGGGGAGAUCGCGGGGCCUUUAGGGUGUGCCGCUUUAAGUCGUCCGACAGCGCGGAACUUUCGCGGACAAGGAGACCAGGAACGAAGCUGGGCUGCCUGGAAAGGGAGGAAGAGGAAAGGUCGUAUAACAAGGCGUCGCGUUGCUGCGGAGGGAUUCUGUUUCUUGGGGGUGCGGAGGGAUUUGACAGUACGUUAACUUCCGGAAAAGUCCUGGCCCUGAGAGGAAAAGCCCCGAAGGAAACAAUAACAAACGAGAGGAGGAAGCGAUUCUGGGGUUCCAGUCUUGAGCACUUCUUGUUCGAGAAGAUGAGCUUCGGUCCCUGUCAGGGGACGUGAAAGGGGUCGGUGGGCUUGAGCCAGCCUUUCUCCAACUGUCCCCUCACGGGGGUCCCCUGGGUGUUGCCAUGGCGGGCGUGGGGCCGGGGGGCUAUGCGGCGGAGUUCGUGCCCCCUCCGGAGUGCCCAGUCUUUGAACCCAGCUGGGAGGAGUUCACAGACCCGCUCAGCUUCAUCGGCCGCAUCCGGCCUCUGGCGGAGAAGACCGGCAUCUGCAAAAUCCGACCGCCCAAGGAUUGGCAACCUCCAUUUGCGUGUGAAGUAAAAAGCUUUCGUUUCACUCCCAGAGUCCAGCGCCUGAAUGAACUUGAGGCAAUGACCAGAGUGAGACUAGACUUCUUGGAUCAACUAGCAAAAUUUUGGGAACUUCAAGGAUCUACUUUGAAGAUCCCUGUGGUAGAGAGAAAAAUCCUGGAUCUGUAUGCUUUGAGCAAGAUUGUUGCCAGCAAAGGAGGUUUUGAAAUGGUCACCAAAGAGAAGAAAUGGUCUAAAGUGGGUAGCCGCCUGGGAUAUCUGCCAGGAAAAGGAACUGGGUCUCUUCUGAAGUCACACUAUGAAAGAAUUCUGUACCCAUAUGAGCUUUUCCAGUCUGGUGUCAGCCUUAUGGGUGUACAAAUGCCUAAUUUAGAUCUUAAAGAAAAAGUGGAGCCUGAGGUUCUUGGCACUGACGUCCAAACUUCCCCAGAGGCGGGCACAAGAAUGAACAUUUUGCCAAAGAGAACAAGACGUGUCAAGUCUCAGUCAGAAUCUGGAGAAGUAAAUAGAAACACAGAACUGAAGAAACUUCGAAUUUUUGGGGCUGGGCCUAAAGUUGUGGGUCUGGCGAUGGGAGCAAAAGAAAAAGAAGAUGAGGUCUCCCGAAGACGAAAAGUUACCAACAGGUCAGACGUAUUUAACAUGCAAAUGAGACAACGGAAAGGAACUCUCUCUGUUAACUUUGUUGAUCUCUAUGUUUGUAUGUUUUGUGGUCGGGGAAAUAACGAAGAUAAAUUACUUUUGUGUGAUGGAUGUGAUGACAGCUAUCAUACAUUUUGUUUAAUUCCCCCCCUGCCUGAUGUGCCCAAAGGAGACUGGAGGUGUCCUAAAUGUGUUGCGGAGGAAUGUAAUAAACCUCGAGAAGCCUUUGGGUUUGAACAAGCUGUACGAGAGUAUACACUUCAGAGCUUUGGAGAGAUGGCAGAUAAUUUUAAGUCCGAUUAUUUCAAUAUGCCAGUCCAUAUGGUUCCCACAGAACUAGUAGAAAAGGAAUUCUGGCGGCUGGUGAGCAGCAUUGAAGAAGAUGUUAUUGUCGAGUAUGGAGCUGAUAUCUCUUCAAAAGACUUUGGGAGUGGAUUUCCUGUGAAGGAUGGUCGGAGAAAGAUGCUGCCAGAAGAAGAGGAAUAUGCUCUUUCUGGUUGGAACUUGAAUAACAUGCCUGUCCUAGAGCAAUCUGUUCUUGCACAUAUUAACGUAGACAUUUCUGGUAUGAAGGUGCCAUGGCUUUAUGUGGGAAUGUGUUUCUCUUCUUUUUGUUGGCACAUUGAAGAUCAUUGGAGUUAUUCCAUCAACUACUUGCACUGGGGGGAGCCAAAGACAUGGUAUGGUGUGCCGUCUCAUGCUGCAGAACAACUGGAGGAGGUGAUGAGGGAGCUGGCCCCUGAGUUAUUUGAAUCUCAGCCUGAUCUGCUGCAUCAGUUAGUCACCAUCAUGAACCCCAAUGUGCUGAUGGAGCACGGUGUGCCUGUGUACAGGACCAAUCAGUGUGCUGGCGAAUUUGUUGUGACAUUUCCUCGUGCCUAUCAUUCUGGAUUUAAUCAGGGCUACAACUUCGCUGAAGCUGUGAACUUCUGUACUGCUGACUGGUUGCCCAUUGGACGUCAGUGUGUCAGUCAUUACCGACGGCUGAGGCGCCAUUGUGUCUUUUCACAUGAGGAACUCAUUUUCAAGAUGGCAGCAGAUCCAGAAUGUUUAGAUGUGGGGCUGGCUGCCAUGGUGUGCAAAGAAUUGACUCUCAUGACUGAAGAAGAGACACGGUUAAGGGAGGCUGUUGUACAAAUGGGUGUCCUGAUGUCAGAAGAAGAAGUGUUUGAACUUGUUCCUGAUGAUGAGCGACAGUGUUCAGCAUGCAGAACCACGUGUUUUCUCUCAGCUCUCACGUGCUCCUGUAAUCCAGAGCGGCUUGUGUGUCUCUACCAUCCAACUGAUCUGUGCCCUUGCCCCAUGCAGAAGAAAUGUCUUAGAUAUCGCUACCCAUUAGAGGACCUCCCUUCUCUGCUAUAUGGUGUGAAAGUCAGGGCACAGUCCUAUGAUACUUGGGUCAGUCGUGUUACAGAAGCAUUAUCUGCUAACUUCAACCACAAGAAAGAUUUGAUUGAAUUACGAGUAAUGCUGGAAGAUGCUGAGGAUAGGAAAUACCCAGAGAAUGACCUCUUUCGAAAACUCAGGGAUGCUGUAAAAGAAGCUGAGACAUGUGCUUCUGUGGCUCAGCUGCUUCUGAGCAAAAAGCAGAAGCACAGGCAGAGUCCAGAUAGUGGGAGGACUCGGACCAAACUGACAGUGGAAGAAUUGAAGGCCUUUGUCCAGCAACUUUUUAGUCUUCCAUGUGUCAUCAGCCAAGCUCGACAAGUAAAGAAUCUGCUGGAUGAUGUGGAAGAGUUUCAUGAACGCGCUCAAGAGGCCAUGAUGGACGAAACCCCAGAUUCUUCCAAACUCCAGAUGUUGAUAGACAUGGGCUCUAGUCUCUAUGUGGAGCUACCUGAAUUAGCCCGACUGAAGCAAGAGCUGCAGCAGGCUCGAUGGUUGGAUGAAGUAAGACUGACCCUAUCAGAUCCACAACAAGUCACUUUGGAUGUCAUGAAGAAAUUGAUAGACUCUGGCGUGGGUUUGGCACCCCACCAUGCUGUGGAGAAAGCAAUGGCUGAACUACAGGAGCUCCUUACAGUCUCUGAGCGAUGGGAAGAAAAGGCUAAGGUCUGCCUACAGGCAAGACCACGGCAUAGUGUGGCAAGUUUAGAAAGUAUCGUGAACGAAGCUAAGAACAUUCCAGCCUUUCUACCCAAUGUGUUGUCCCUAAAAGAAGCCUUACAAAAGGCUCGAGAAUGGACGACUAAAGUGGAAGCUAUUCAGAGUGGCAGCAAUUAUGCUUACUUGGAGCAGCUGGAGAGUUUAUCUGCUAAAGGGCGCCCUAUCCCUGUGCGUCUUGAUGCAUUGCCCCAAGUGGAAUCACAGGUAGCAGCAGCACGGGCAUGGAGAGAAAGGACUGGGCGGACCUUCCUUAAGAAGAAUUCUAGCCAUACAUUGUUACAGGUGCUGAGUCCCCGGACUGACAUUGGUAUAUAUGGGAGCGGUAAAAACAGAAGGAAAAAAGUAAAAGAGCUAAUAGAAAAAGAAAAAGAAAAGGAUCUGGACCUUGAUCCUCUGAGUGAUCUGGAGGAAGGAUUGGAGGAAACCAGAGAUACAGCCAUGGUGGUGGCCGUUUUCAAAGAACGGGAGCAAAAAGAGAUUGAAGCCAUGCACACCCUCCGAGCAGCCAACCUAGCCAAGAUGACAAUGGUGGACCGCAUAGAAGAAGUAAAAUUUUGCAUUUGCCGCAAGACAGCCAGUGGGUUUAUGCUACAGUGUGAGCUCUGCAAAGACUGGUUCCAUAACAGCUGUGUUCCACUUCCUAAGUCAAGUUCCCAGAAAAAAGGGUCUAGCUGGCAGGCUAAAGAAGUAAAAUUCCUUUGCCCUCUUUGUAUGCGGUCUCGAAGGCCAAGGCUAGAAACUAUUCUCUCACUCCUGGUAUCACUUCAGAAGUUGCCUGUACGGUUGCCUGAAGGAGAGGCCCUACAGUGUUUGACAGAACGUGCUAUGUGUUGGCAAGAUAGAGCACGGCAGGCCCUAGCAACAGAUGAACUAUCCUCUGCUCUGGCCAAACUGUCUGUGUUGAGCCAGCGUAUGGUGGAGCAGGCAGCUCGAGAAAAAACUGAGAAGAUUAUCAGUGCAGAACUCCAGAAAGCAGCUGCCAAUCCAGACUUACAGGGACACUUACCUAGUUUCCAGCAGUCUGCUUUUAACCGGGUGGCGAGCAGUGUGUCUUCUUCCCCUCGACAAACAAUGGACUACGAUGAUGAAGAAACAGAUUCUGAUGAAGACAUUCGAGAGACGUAUGGCUAUGAUGUCAAGGACACAGCCAGCGUGAAGUCCUCUAGUAGUCUGGAACCCAAUCUUUUUUGUGAUGAAGAGAUUCCCAUCAAGUCUGAGGAGGUGGUCACUCACAUGUGGACGGCACCUUCAUUCUGUGCAGAACAUGCUUAUUCUUCUGCUUCUAAGAGUUGUUCUCAAGGUUCUAGCACCCCAAGGAAACAACCUCGGAAGAGCCCUUUGGUGCCCCGAAGUUUAGAACCUCCAGUGUUGGAGUUGUCACCUGGAGCCAAAGCCCAGCUAGAAGAACUUAUGAUGGUUGGAGAUCUCCUAGAAGUGUCUCUGGACGAGACUCAACACAUAUGGCGAAUUUUGCAGGCCACACACCCACCCUCUGAAGACAGAUUCUUGCAUAUCAUGGAGGAUGACAGCAUGGAAGAGAAACCAUUAAAAAUAAAAGGAAAGGACUCUUCAGAGAAGAAACGGAAACGGAAGCUAGAAAAAGUAGAGCAGCUUUUUGGAGAAGGAAAACAGAAGUCCAAGGAGUUAAAGAAAAUGGAUAAACCUAAAAAGAAGAAGUUAAAAUUAAGUGCAGAAAAAUCAAAAGAGCUGAACAAACUGGCCAAGAAACUAGCAAAAGAAGAAGAGAGAAAGAAAAAGAAGGAGAAGGCUGCUGCAGCCAAAGUUGAACUUGUGAAAGAGAAUACUGAGAAGAAGAGAGAGAAAAAAGUGCUGGACAUCCCCUCCAAGUAUGACUGGUCAGGAGCAGAGGAAUCUGACGAUGAGAACGCUGUGUGUGCAGCACAGAACUGCCAAAGGCCCUGCAAGGACAAGGGAGUUGUAUUUGUAACGAAGAAGAGAAGAAUAAAAAAUAUUAGUUUUAAAAGUGGCCUAUGUGACUGCUUUUCUAAAAAGGUAGACUGGGUACAAUGUGAUGGUGGCUGUGAUGAGUGGUUUCAUCAAGUUUGUGUGGGUGUAUCUCCAGAAAUGGCUGAAAAUGAAGAUUACAUCUGUAUAAACUGUGCAAAGAAGCAGGGGCCAGAUAGCCCAGGUCAAGCACCACCUCCUUCCUUCAUAAUGAGCUACAAACUACCAAUGGAGGAUCUUAAGGAGACCAGUUAGCAGAUGCUGGGUUAGUUUGGGACAUGGGGGAAAAUGGACCACAUUGAGACCUUAGUCAUCAAGUAGUGGUUUAGAUCCACUCGAAAUGUUGCUUCCAAAGACGAAUGGCCUUCAGAGAAAGUCCCGUUAGCUGACUUCCUCUUUGCAUGGACUGUGUGAUCUACAUUCUCUAUCAACACAUCUAUGCAGAGGGUGUCUUCUUUGGUUCAGCAGCCAAUAUUUCAGUUGAUGUCUCCUCUGAGGAUGGUUUGUUACAUUAGGGCCAGACAUUUGAUUGAGCUCUAGGGUGGCUGGUUGGCAUUAAUACAUUGGUGUGUAUUACAAGCAGAGCAUGUAGGUUGUGGCUUAUGGCCAGUUGAUAUUAGUUAGAGGUUUACAACCUAGGGGCAGCACCAUCUGGAGGUGCUGAUUACUUGGAUCUCCUUGGUUAGGAUACUUGCAGAGGAAUCAAGAGUACCACUUUCCUACCACCAUUACUUGGCAUUUAAUGCCCUACAGAUACAACUAGGAGAGGAACAGGGCCGAAGUCACUCCUGUGAGAAGUCAUGGGAUAGUAGCACAGUCUGUAGACCUCAGCUGCUUAUGUUCGUUUGUACCAAGAAGAAAACCUCAAAUGAGAGGCAGAUCAUCUUCUCUUCUUAAGGAAGAGGAUGUCAUCUAGUUCAGAAAUCUGACUAGAUUGGAUUCUGGGAAGAAGAGCUUUUCUUAUUUCAAGGCGAGGAGCCUUUUUUGGCUUUGAGAAGUCUUGCUGUCUUGAGUCUACAUUUUAGAGAAGAGCAGGUACAUGGAUCCAGGCUUCUGCAAAAGAAGAGAAGACAAGUCAGAAUGUUUUACUGAGCCUCAGUGAUGCAUGCUUUUCCGGGAAACCUUCAUUCACAAGUAUACCAGAUACCACCAGGCUUCAGGCAUGGCCGUGAGCAAGACCAGCAAAUAACAGCUUUUUGCCUUGCAGCCCCAACCCCAAUGUCUGCUGUUCCAAUACUGGCACUUCUGAUUGUGGCCCACAGCAGAUGCUGUUGAAUAACACCAUGGCUUCAUCAGGAUGGGGGGGUUGUAGUACCUCUGGGUGAUGAGGUGGUUUUAGUAAAUCCAUUUUUAAAAAAAGAAAAAAGGACUUGUUUUUACUUUUUUCUAAGUGUCUCUGACUACUGACUGUUCUAUAAAUAGAUUAUUUUUCCUUUUUUAAUAUACAUAUAUGAAUAUAUAAAUAUAUAUAUUUACUGUUACCAGCAGCUAUGACAGUUUCAGCAUCAAAAAUCCAUUUGGGGGCUUGCUUUCUCUUUUUUGCUUUGUAAUAAUGAAAUCCCAUUCCUUCCUUGUAGCACAAGAAGUUAGCACUUCCUUCUCCAUCUUAGCCUGACCAGAUCUUCCAUCUCAUUUUUGUUCAAAUAGAUAAUUAUAUUUCCUUUGUAUGUUGGGACUUAAUCCCCGUCUGUUGGGAAAGUUGGUCUUACUGUAUCUGUGCUGGCUGUUUUGUUUUGUUUUGUUUUUGUAUGUCAGUGUUUGAAACUAUGGUGCUGUGUCCUCUCCCCUUCUGUUGUGUUCUCUAUUCUUGUUAAGGUAUUAGGUAAGCUGUAUGGAAACUAUUACUAGAAGGGGACUAAUUUUUUUUUAAGGACGAAAAAGAAAAAACUCACUAAAAAUAGUGUUUUGUCUUCACUAUCCUGUGUCUCUUUAUUUUGGGUUAAAAAUCUGUGUUUUGACUUAAAUUCAUCAGUUUUCCUUUUCAAAGGGGGAAGCAGGGUGGACCUAGAGAACCGCGUAUGGUCUCUUCCCUUUUUGCCCUAAUCUCUUUUAAAGAAGUCUUCUAGUAACUAGAAGUGAAAUGUACUGUCCAGUUACAGUUUGAGUGGGUAUGAGAUUUAACUCAAAAGGCAUCUGACUGAAAAAAAAGCAAAAGCUGUCCAGUUUCUGUAAGUGCUUUCUCUGUGGUUCAUACUACCUAUUUUUCAGUCACUCUUCCCUCAAUAUUAUGUAACAUUUUGUGUGUUAAAGAGGUUCGUAAGCAUUGCUGUGCAUGUGUCUUGAGAUAUUAUCUCAAGUGUGUGUAUGAUUUAAGAUUUCAAUGGAUAUUGCAAGGUGUAACUAAUUAACCAAUUUCAUAAGUUUUCAUUUUUCCACAUUAUGUAAAGAUAUUACUUAGUUAAAAAUUUUAUCUGGUUGAUGUUACAGAAGAAAGCACAAUAUUUUUUGCCUUUUGGUCUUCUCUGUAAAAAUCUUCAAAUACUUUUGGGUUAAAAAUUCGAUGCAAUUUUAAGUCAUGGCUGCCUGGGACACGUUCAAAACUAUUUUAUUUUUUCUUCUUAGUCACCUAUUAACUACUCGACCAUUAGUGGAGAGGCACAAGGAUGCUGAGAAAGAUGGCUAAGGUGCUUUGCUUCUUGGAGUAUGGUGGAUGGACAUAGGUGGCUGUUGAGGGAAUAAUUUAUAUCCUUAAUGUGGUAUUUGCCUGCUGGAGAUGGGAGAGAAAAAUGCAAGGCAGUCUCCAACCAUGAAUAGCUUCUUGUUUAUCUUUGGACAUUUUGAAACUUAGAUAAAUCAUUUAAUUUAUACUGUGGGAUUUUCUGUAUUUAUUUGAAAGUCAGAGAGGUUUGGUCUGACUCACAAUCAUAGAUUUAGACCAAAGUUGAGAAGAACAGAUAAGAAUAAUUAGUAAAAAAAGAAAAGAAAAAUUAAAAUACACAAAUGUACAAUUUUGGAAUUAAUGAACUAAGAUUCAUCUGUUUAAAGAAAUGCUGAUAUUCUAAUAUAGCACAUUGUUUUCAAUUAGAGGAGGUUACUUAUUUACAACUUACUCCAUUCUUCAGUAUUGUGACAUUUUAUGUUAAAACUUGAUUUAAAAUGUUUCUUUACCCUUUCUAACUCCUCAAAGUUGCACUUCUUCACCAUUAGUAUUUUAACUUAGGUAUUAAUUCUUUCAAAGGUAUUUCUUACCACCUUCAUUGUAAACAGUUUUGGCAAAGGUUGUAGAAAGAAAAAUGAGAAAAUGGUAGGUCUUUGAUAAAUUUCAAAGGGUAGGUCAUUAGAACUAUGUGACUCCCAAGUUUCUAAGUACAACUAGAGUAUUAGUAGUUAGCUUUCUUGUUGAGGGGGAGGGGACAUUUUCCUCCCACAAGUGUUUCUUUACUUCCUGGUAGUUACUGCAAGAGAGCCAUGUUGAGAUGUAGGUGCUAGGCUCCCUUACUAAGCUGCUGCCAAUUAGCUUUGCGUUGCAUGAUUCAAAUUUGUGCCUCAAUAAAUUACAAAUUACUGUAUGUAUUUUUUUUGAUGAAAAGGCAAACAUUAAAUCUGUAAUUGCCCACAACAUACUUUAGUAGUGAAAACCCUAAAAAAGGCUAACGGACCUUUGAGAUUGGAACAGUUUUAUCUGUACUCACUUGUGUUCUUCUCUGCUUUUGUCUUUAAGCGUCCAAGAAAUGUCAGUUUAUUUGUUUUUCUUAAUUUUUAGAUUCUGGCUGCAAUUUGGUGCACAUGAAAAAAAUUCCCUUCUUGUCAGUAUAUUAAUUCUAUAGUAUAUUUGUGUGAAUAUCAGCCAGUACUAAAGUAGGAGGAUAAAAGGAAAACUUGAGAAAGCUCUUUUUUCAAAUGGUAGGAUUAUCCACUUUUUAAAGGAGAAAGUGACAAUAUGGAGUAGGAUUUGAAAAUUGUAAAUUGCAGAAAAAUUAAGCUGUUAAAGUCCCACAUAUAACCAGGUUCAAUAAAGGUUUACAUAUGAACUA
This is a messenger RNA of Equus quagga, 9993 nucleotides long. RefSeq names its product lysine demethylase 5A (gene KDM5A). Lineage: Eukaryota; Metazoa; Chordata; Mammalia; Perissodactyla; Equidae. Gene Ontology annotation, biological process: chromatin remodeling. The record is from RefSeq and is a predicted model, not a curated record. Gene Ontology annotation, molecular function: histone demethylase activity; DNA binding. Gene Ontology annotation, cellular component: nucleus.